Psylliodes chrysocephalus is the source of this 14666-nucleotide messenger RNA. The record is from the annotation of a GenBank genome assembly. NCBI's taxonomy places the organism in Eukaryota, Metazoa, Arthropoda, Insecta, Coleoptera, Chrysomelidae.
UUCCAAGAAUUGUUUUUGCUAAAAGAGUUUUUUUGACUUGUUUUAAAUUUUAAACUAGUAACAAUUUAAUAUUAUUUGAAAACACAUUGUGUAAUGCUUAAUAAUACAUUUAAUAACAUUGCAAUGUACGGUUGAUAAAAAACUUUCAAUAAAAAAAAUAACGUGCUUAUAUACUGAUAAAGAUGCAGAGACAUUCUAAAAUUUAAAUACAUUUAUAUUUCUAUGGGAAUAAAUUCGUAAUUUAAAUUUGUUAUAAAUUUUUACAACCAAAAACAAAAAUAUCCUUAUAAAUGCUCAACGUAUAAUGAAAGUAAAAAUAUAUAUAUCAACGCAGUAUUAUUAAUUCAAACAAAAAAAUUAACAACCUUCGUCACGAGGUAAAAAAUAUUUAAUUAUUGCAAAAUUAAAAUUUUUGUUAAACAAAAUUAAACUGGCACAUUUAAAAAAGUAAGAACUGCAUACGUUUCAAUAUAUUCUGAUAUCAAUGGUCGUACAUUCUGAUAAUUGCAUCGAAAAUUAAACCAUAUAAUGUACAAAACUUCGUUAGUUGUAUUAUGUUUUUAAAAACUCGAAUCGUUACAAUAACGUGUCAAACUAUAACUUCUAUUAUAAGUGAACAAAAUGUUGUUUCGUCUGCAAUAUGAAGAAAAAAUAAUGUAUCAGUUUUUAUAUUUUAAUGGUGAACAUGUUGAUUACUUCUUUCAAACUAUAAUUUACAAUCAACACUCUAAAACCAAAACAAAAUUGGAUUGAUGUAGCCGUUUUUUGUUUUGUAUUACAACUUGUAACAGAAAAUAUUUCCGAUGCAUAUCAAAAUAUUUUGGACCAUAUGCAGUACGCAAUAGAAGUGACAAAACUCUUAAAGAGCUUAUUAACGUAAAGUACAAAAUAAAUUAAAUAUUAUUUUAACCCACUACUUCUUAAAUAUAUUCGAUACAUAUUAAUAAUUUAAUGUCUUAUCCGACACAAAAUGUUUCAACUUGGUGUUUCACAACCACUAUAUGUAUAGGAUGUCCCAAUAAUAUUAAGAAAUUCUUCAGGUUUGUUUUAAUAUGUAGAAUAAUAGUUAUAGUUUCCCCACAGUUUUAUUCCAGACCAUUUUGAAUUGUUUUUCGCUGUUGCUAGGUACACGCUAAAGUGUACAAAAAUCAAAAAAUUAUAUACACGCGAAACGUCAUAUUGCUGUGGUGGGAGGUGUUUAUGUGAAUGCAUGUUGUUUGUUUUCAUUUACGCCGUGACUAGCAGCUAACAGUAGUAUGUUAUAAACCUAGAAGCAAAUUUCACAUACAUGAACAAAUAAUAAUAAUAAUGCCGUGACAACAAGAAAAAGAAGUAACGAAUUCUCGUUCUUAAUCCAUACUUGGCUACGCCGACCGGCAUGGACACAGCUCACCUACUCUGUCAAGACGUUUCGCGUGUAUAUAACUUUUUGAAUUGGGAACAAGUUAGCGUGUACCUAGACACUGUGAUUGUUUUUCCCUAGAAUCUCAGAUUAUCCAAAUGUCAAAUCAAUUUUGUUGUCAGCAAAAAUGGAGCAACUGGGCGAAUAAAGAAUUGUGGCAUAAUUUAUUUAUUUAAUAAUACACCACCAUAACGUGCGCCUUAUACAGGGUGGGAAAAUACAAUUAUAAUAGUGAACAGUAUAUUAAUAAAACUCUCAAAUAUGAUCAUCUUCAAUAAAAUAUAUUUUGAGUUAUAUUUGUCUCACAGUAUUAAUAUUUUCAAUAUUAUUACCACACUGUAUAAGUUCCUAAAGUAUUUUUCAGUAUUCUUGGAACAACCUAUAUAUCCUCUGAUCUUGUUAACAAAAUAGUCGUAAAGGACUCUAAAUGUAUAAACACUUUCCCAAAAUAGAAUAAAAACUAAAAUAUAUAGAAAAUAAGUUUCAACUUUUUUUACGUAUAAAUAUAAUCGACAAAAUACAUAUUGAUUCACACAAAUUUGCUGUCUUUUACUUACGCUUUUUCUAAUUAGGAAAACUUGAUUUUUUUAGAGACAGCUACACAGUCAGAUACAAGUAGUUUCGUUUAUUCAGUUAAAAUUUGUGAUAAAAAUAUUACAAACCCUUUAGAUUUGAUGUCCUAAAAAACAAAACUAGUUUGCUCUAUAUAAUUCUCCUAAUUACAUCACAACACUCAAUGUAGUUAUUUAAAAUUAUUUAUUCAUAUUAUUAACGAAAUGUAAAUAACGACAUAACUCGUGAAUCAAUCUGUAUUCGAAACACUAAAAAAAUUCAGACAAGGCUUCUUAUUAAAAUAAUUUUUUUGACUUUUAUUAGUAGUAAUCAAAUCUAAAAACCUAUUUCCAUGGCCAAAGUUCAUUUAGUUUAACAGACGACAUUCACUGGAUAAAAGAAAGAUUUCUGCAUGCGGUGAAUAUUUGAUAUUUGUACAUAGAAAUGCAUUAUCGAUUGCUUGUUGUAGAUACAUUUUCCCGUCAUUAUUACAGUAAUUCAUCUAUUUCUAAUUCGAUUUUGGAGUAUUUUUUAGCUUGCUACCUGAAACCCCAAACUAUGAUUCUACAUUGAAGCUUAACUCCUCUAACCAAUCGCUUGUCACCUCUUCAACAGAUUUUAAUCUGUGAAGAAAGUAAGGGAAAUUAAAUCCCAGGAAAGUGACGAGGCCAAUACUAAUGCUAUUCCCCAAAUCUUAAAUAUCCUACGAAAUAUACAACGAAACAGCCAAAAUGGAAGCAGGAGAUGCUUCAAUUGCAGAAGAGUCGGACACCUUCAAAGAACCUGUAGAAGCAUGGCCCAUUCUAUAAAUCGAGAAUCAGCGAAUGAGACUGGAAAAUCAUAAAAAUCAAUCUUUCCAAGCCCAUCACUAAGACCAAUAAGAAUUAAUUAUAGCAGUUAUGCGUCCUGAAGAAGCCAAUCACUCACACCGAGCCGGCUUUCUAACAAUAACCAGAAAGUAGAGCAUCGAGGAGGUCUCCAUAGCAAUGCAGGCAUUCUCUUCGGGCAACCCCGUUUAGAGGAACAAUGCUGGUAUGGUAAAAGGCUCGAAGAACGAGAAGAACCGGUUGAUAAAGUUACUCUUCGGGCCACUACUAUCAAGCCGGAGGGCGACGAAGAAGAAAUCGCCCUUGAAAGUCUGAGACAGGGGCAGAAGAAAGACAAGGACUUAAAGGUUGUCCGAGAAUGGCCCAAAAAUAAAGUCACACCUACUUGGAAAGAGAUAGCCAAAUACAGUAGAACUAUAAAAGGCUACUGGACCCAGUGGGAUUCCCUGUAUCUUCACGAUGGCCUAUUGCACCGGAAGUGGGAGAGCCCCGAUGGAGUACAUGUAGUCCGCCAAGUGAUACUGCCGAGGUCACAGGUGAGAAAAGUAUUGGAGGAGCUUCAUAGCAGCCGUUCAGGAGGACACUUUGAUACUAAAAGGACACUGGCACGAGUUCGGGAAAGAUUUUAUUGGGUCAAUUGCCGACGAGAUGUAGCGGAUAUUGGUGUAAAAAAUGUGAUGUAUGCAAUGGCAGAACAAAGGUCUAUGGAUUCGCUCGGGAACGACUGAAAGCCCACACCGAUAAAGCAGAAGCUAGAAUCGACAGGCGUGCCACAGAUACACAUUUUGAGAGGGGCGACAAGGUAUGGUUGUGCAAUCCCAAGCAGCGAGGAGGACUUCAUCAGAAAUCGCAGCGGAACUGGGAAGGCCCCUACUCCGUCCAUAAGGAAAAUUAACGACCUGAUCUGCCGCAUUCAACUGUCAGCGGGAAGUAAAUUCAACGUAGUUCACAUUGGGAAGAUAGCUCCAUCCCAUGGUCCAGAUCCUCUCCAUUGGUUCCAACUAGGUCCCAGUAGUCAAGUUAUUCGGGGCGAAUAACUAGAGAGGAGGGAGCAAUAUUACGCAGCACCCUGCGGCUAUUAUAGGAAACGUACAGAUAGAAAAAGAAGUGAAUCAACACAAUCUAAUUCAUCCAAACUAUCAUCAAUAAUUAUAAUACUAUUCUCAUUUGAAUUAUUUUUUUUAGAAUUGUUUGAACCUUUUUCUGUUAUUUUUAACCAUGGUGUACCCUUACGUUCAGUUAUUCAUUUGGUUUGAAUUUCAUUGUUUGGUGUUUCAAACUGGUUUUCUGGACAAUUCUGGAAUAUUCUAUCUUGUAUGUUAUUUUUAUAUUGUAUGUGUUAUUUUUAUAUUUUAUAUACUGUAUAUUUUAUUGUCAAUAAUUUCUUUGUGUGUUGUAAUGAUUAAUAUGGAAUUAUUGGUUUUUACGAUAAUCAAGAAAACCUUAAGCCCAAGAGCGGGUGCUGAAUAUUUCGAAAAGAUCUUGGACAAUGAAAUUACUAAAAUCGAAACAAUAUGUGACAAAUGGGAAAAAUACAAAGCCGAAAAUGAAAUGGCCGAAGAAACCACGAAUAUGAUCAACGUUGCAACAGGCCAGCCCAGGCUAAUUAUUGCCAAAAAAUUUGAGCAAUUCAGAGGGCUCAUCAACCAAUGUAAGCUUUGUACUUUUAAAGAUCAAACGUGCCGCCUCAGAGUGCCAAUUGUUAGAUAUACUGGGGUAUUAACGUUAAAUAUUUGUGAAGAUUUCAGAAACUAUGGAUAUAGAACAUUCUUGACAGGUAAUGACAUUUCUGGACUAUUCUAUCUUCUUUUACUUGUACUUUUACUUAUGACGACCGCAGCACACUGUAGGGCGAUGAGUAACAUUCCACUUCUUUUUCUAUCUGUACGUUUUCUAUAAUAGCCGCAGGCUACUGCAGGGUGCUGCGUAACAUUAUGUAAAGUACAAUGUAUUUUUAGAUAUUUAUUGUUUUAUACAAAAAGAUAUAACUUAUGCAGGGUACUCUGUUGGUCAGACUAUUUGUAAAGAUCUCGUCUACCGUCUAUUUUAUAAAAUUAAAAUUUUGGUUAGAUGAGAUUUUUAUUUUUAAUUUGGCCUCAGUGAGUUAUAAAUUGACGUUAAUUUUAUUCCUUCUGAUCAUAAGCUACAUAAUAAUGGAAGUAGUCCGAUCACUUCCGUGAUGGCAGAUAAAGAUUAGGUAUAUCAAGAAAUAAAUGCAUUUCUAUCAUUAAACAUUCACUAUACAUAUAAAAAUCUUCUGGAACUGUUUGACUUAAGUAAUGCGAAAAUAUUGUAUAUUAUUGAAAUAAGUAAAUUAUUUUUACCGAGAUAAAAAUUCAUCUUUUAAAUGGUAAAUGCCUAAAAUAUCCUCAAAAAACAAUGAUUUUUACACUGCCUACUUUGACAAGGUUUGAGAAGCAAAUAUAGGAACAACUAAUUGUGUUGGCAAUAAGUUUGUGAUACAUUUUUGUAAUUUUUUUUUUAUCCUGGUCAGACAUGUAUAUUUUGCUGACAAUUCUAUAAAAUACAGUAUUGGUAAGAUCAAUCAUUUGGUCUUAUUUUGCUUAUGUCGAAGUGAAUAAGAGUUUGCAUGUGCAGCAGAAUAACCUAUAUAGUUUAAAUUUUGCUUAUUUUACGUCACCGACCUAGAACUGGCAACAUUGAUUCUAUAUCGUUUCCUCUCCUGUAUAUGCCAACACCAUUUAUUAAUUACCCCAACACAAGCAAAGGAGAUGCAAAGGUUUGAUCUUGCAAGCAUAGUAUAGUGACAACAUUUUCAGAUAUAGAACAUUACCAAUUCAGUCAUUUUUUGAGGCAUUUAUAUACCUACUUUAUAUAUAGCAAUAAUUAGUGAUCAAGUGUAAAUAGGGGUUUGAUCGAUUCCUUGCUCUUUAUAUGACUUACUAUAAUGCGACAAUAUUCAAUAAAAAUAUUCAGAGAGACACUUAUUCAGUCUUAUUAUUAAUUAAAUUUGACAUUGGAAUAUAUUAAAAAAAAGGUGCCCAUAAUUGACAGCAAAAAUAUAACAUGGUGUUUAGAUUUGAUUACCUUUUAGAUUAAGAUUAAAAUCCACAACUGUAGUGAUACCUUCCAACAUAUUUAUUGUCUGAUUUUUUUCGGAAAGAAAUCGAUUGGCAGCACUGAAGUAAACUGCAUCAUCAGCUACCAUUGGAGAAUAGGUGCUGCAUUUUGAGACCUACAUCGUAAUUUAUCAGCGUUUGUUUAACAUAUGUACGCUGUUAACAAUGAGAUAUUUUAUUCAUCACAGAUUUAUAAUGUAAGCUCCACUCAUGAUCACCCGUUAACGAUGUACUUAAAACAUUUUAGUUGUGUAUCGGUCAUCAAAAAUGAUUAGAAUGGAGUAUCAACAGAUUUUGAUGGCAACAAGCUCUUACACUUCCUUUAUACAGGUUACAUUUUGAGAAAUACAAAGCAAAACAUCCUCAAUUUUAUUUAUUUAUAUAUUUUUGAAUGCAUCACAUCAAAGUGGAAAAGGGACGUGAUUGAGAUCCUUGUGAAGCAUUGGAAAGAACUGUUAAUACUCACGAGAGUUUAAGUUAAUACAUUAAAUCUGGUUAAUGGGCUACAAAAUUAAAAAAUUAGAAGAUUUAAACUAAAAAUUAUUUCCAAAACAGCUAAUUACAAAGCUAAUAUUUGCAAGAAAACAAGGCAGAGCUGUCAGGAUGUUUAUGGAUUGUAAGCUAAAUUUAUAACAAUGACUUGAUAAUAGCGAUGAGUGACAAAAUUAAGAGUUUUCCGUACCGAGAAAAGUAAAUUGAUUCAACUUUGAAUGUUCUUUAAUACUUUUACAUUUAUAUAAUUUUUGAUGAAAACUAGAAAAAUAGAAAAACGUAGACAUUACUGACCUCACCAGAUUCUAUUAUUCCAUGUUUGCUUACCUUAUGGUUGAAGGAAUUGAGUAACCAUUACUUACAAUAGUAGAUAUGUAUAGUGCUGUUUCACUAGUCUCAGUUCUUUAAGAUUAAAUUGCAUAAUUUUAUCAUACUUUAUCAACAUGUUUGUUGCUAUUUAAGUAGAUUCUCAAACUAUCAAUAAAGUUGUAUAAGCCUUUGAAAUUUGAUGAUCAAUAUCUAAAAAAAUUUGAUUUCUCAUAAUAACCUGUAUUAAGGGCUAAUUUUCUACACUCACACAAUACAUACAUAUGAUAGUUUUAUAAUUUCUUGUUAAUACUAAUAGCUUGGACUAGUUUUUCUCAUUACAAUAGCAGGUUAAGUUUUGCUAUGAUCACUUGUUUUUCAGGUACUGGAUCUUAAUGUUUUUUUGACUACAAUUUGAUUUACCACAUUAGAAGUUGGUAUUUAAAGCCUUUGACAACGAACUUUACUAUCUUCAGACUUAAUAGACGUAAGAAAUUAUAUUAGUUUCAGUCAAAACUAGAGAAUGCUCAAAAAAUAAAUAAUACAGCACUUAAGUAAUUGUAAAUGCGUCACAUUGACAUAAAAACCAGAUUUGAAAAAUGUGGGAAGCGCUUUGCACCAACUAAAAUACACUCUUAGCAAAACUAUAACUAUUGCACAUUUUUUAAAAUAUAUGCUUAUUGAGUACUAUUAAGCAUGUAAAUGUAAUGUAGGUCUAAUUACAAGACUGCUCACGUUAUUGCUUUGUUGGAAGCGGGUUUGAAAUGAGUUGAAAUCCUCCGUUUCUUGAAUUAACAAGCAAUAUAGAUUAACCGGCAGGUAUAGCGGAUUAUCUAUUUAAUACCAAUUGCAAUAUAAGACUGUUUAGAUUUUGGUUGCUUUAAGAACGUGCUAGGCACUUCAUCAACCUUUUGACCGGACACAUCCUACUACAGAAAAGCAGUGAUGUACACAAAGUUUAUCUUGAUACAUUGUAUACUUUUGUACACAGCGGCCAAGCUGUUUUGUCUCAACUAAUUUGUUUGGGGGGGCAUUUUUCCAAACUUUACCAAAACAAAUAACUAGGCCUAGGUAAAUUAUACGUCAACUCACAAAAGAAGCAUUAGGUAAAUUAAAAGUUAAAUCAUAAAAACAUAAUAAUCAUACCUUUUAAAUAAAUGCACUCUUUUAAAUUUGUUUUGCCAUUGGUAGAAUAAUAGCAGUGGUAGUGAUCCACCAAUCCAACGGCAGUGGGCGGGGCGCUAUUGAUGACGUCUGUGGCCUCUUCAUAGAGUAAAUUAAUUCUACUAGUCUAAAUACAAAACUAAAACCGUUGCAUAUCAUCGAUGACGUAUUUAUUCGAGGUCAUUUUUAGGAUACCAGCAAAUGAAAUAUUGGUAUUUGAAGUUAUGACUAAAAACUAGCCAAACAAAUGAAUACGAACUUUCAUUGACGUAUGCAUUUUUUAGAGCUUCGAUAUAUUUGCACCACUUAAUGAAAAUGUAUCUUUUGGAGGAGGCUCAAUGAAUUAGUGUGCCAGUAUAAGUUCUGAUGGGCGUACAAAACUUAAAGGGACAACUCAAAGAAUGACGAGCAAUUGGUAUGUGAAACAUAUAUUUUAACACCAUGUUUUCCCAUAAUGCUGGCUAAGAAAUUCAACUAACAAAUAUAUCGUCUUAAAUGCUACAAGUUUUGGUCUUACAAUUAAAUUGUACUGGGCUGAAUCGGACCUUGAUUUUUGUAUUCAAGACUUACACCUUUCAAGGCACUGUUUUAGUCUAAAUUUCUUCAGGUAACUUGCAUUUUCUUAGGUUUUAUCUUGAGAUGAAAAGUCAGUGCAGUGCUGUAAUUGCUUUAUACCCUUUAGAGAAAAAACGUAACUGCGAUGAGAAAGAGGUAAAUUAUUGUGAUAAAGGAUAGAUAAAAAAAAAGAUUAAAUUCUCUUUUUAUGGUGGCAGUGUGUUCUGUCACGGUACUAGUGGUGAGCCAUUUAAAGAUGCUAUGUUGUAGUUACUUGGAAUAAGAAGUUUUAAACCUAGAUUUAAAGAAUAUUAUUGUUUGAGGAUCAUGAACCAAGAAUAAAAUAUGUUCAUGGAAUUUGUACUUGUUUCCUUUUUUAAUAAAACAGUGUUUAUAAACUUUUAGUUUUUUUGUGCAUUCAAGAAAAACUAAUUUUUUAUCCAUUUAAUUAUCAUUGGAACUAGAUUUUCCUGUUAUUAGAAAUAGCAUGUUAAUUCGAUUUUUACAUAAGUCAUUUUACAUUUCAAAUUAAUUUUCUAAAUAAUUUGUAAUGUUUUUUUCUGAAAAAUUAAAAUUUUUGAGCAUUCUACCUAUUUGACUGGGUUUGUGUAAUGCAAAGAAUGCCAAAAAAAAGGAGUAUUUUAAUACAAAUAGCCAAAUAUUAUUUUAUUGCAUUUUAAAAGAAUUCUGGCAUUCAACGAAAAACAAAUAUAGUUACUUUUUUACAAUCUAAGGUUAGACACACUUAUAACAAAAAUUGUUUUUUCAUAAACUGUAAAUCAUUAACAUAAACAAUAGAUUUUAACAAUAUUUCACAUAAAAAAAAUAAAUGAUGGUUGUUUUUUAACAUUUAUAAGUUCAGUUCUACAUUAAGAUCUACUUAUAUAAGAUAUAAUAUUCUUUGAAAUAUAUAUACACAGUUGAUCUCCUUCGCGUUAAAGAAGCAAUAUAAUUAUUAUUCUCUUCAUAACUUUUAUUAACCUGACUUGAACAUAUUGGUCUUUGGUCAAUAUUUCAAUAUACCUUAUUUAAUCUCUGUAUCAUAAUACUGUGAAAUCACUAACUUGAGAAUUAUUUAUUUUUUACAAGUUUGUAAGAAUUGGGAAUAGAAAAGUAAAUAGUUGGAUUAUGUAAUUUGCAGAAUUUUAUUAAAUAAUAACUUCAAUUACUUAAUUGAUAAUAUAUUGCAAUUGAAGAAACAUUGCCACAUUAUUAAAGGUAUAUGACAUUCAAAUAAAAAUAGUUAAAAAUUUUAAAAAGAAAAUUGUAUAGACUGAUCAAGGAUAAGGGCUAAAGUUUAAAUAAUACGUUUAUCUUAAAAACAAAAUAGUUAAAAUAGGUAGGCAUACAUUCAAUGCUUACAUGAAGUGAUCAUUACUUAUUUAUUUCUAUAAUUUUAUUUAUCUUGUGUUCACAAUGCGUACCUUGACUGGUAAACUGGCAAAAAAUGUAGCAUUGAAUUGUUUAAAUAUGGAAGUAAAUUUCACCAAUUAAAAAGUGUCCUAUUCUUCAAUACAUUUGUGCACUUGGAAAAAAUGUGUACCAAAAUUGAAUAAAACUUUUGAAUGAUUUAAAUCGAUUGGUGAAAAACGUAUAUUUAUAGGGUGUAACAAAAAGAUGUACAGUAAAUUUAAUCACAGUUUCUGGGGUCGAAAAUAAGUCGAUUUUAGCUAGCUUGCUUAAAUAAAAAAUAGAUAGGAAAAAAGUUACAGGGUGUUAAAAUAUAAAAUUCAGAAGUGAUUUUUUGCUCUUAUUCUAAAACGACUUAACACACUUUUAUGAAAAUGUACAUGGGAUGUUAAUAUACAGUGACCAAUAAAAUGGAGUCAGAGGAGUUUAAAAUUGUUUUACUUCUAUAGGUUUUUAGAAGGGUUCUGCAACCCUUCGACCGCAACUGUUUUGAUUUUUUUUUGUCUCUUAGUAUUUCUUUGUGAAAGCCAUAAUUACUGAGUUAUAGGCCCCUGAAGAAUGUCAUAGUGAAAAAUACAAAAAUUUUCUAUUGAUCUUAAACCACUGAAUAUUUAUUCACUAUUUUUUAAGUUCAUAGAUUAUCUAUAAUAGAAGGGAAUAAUUAUUGUAAAUGAAGUUGUAAAAUAGUAAAAAAAAUAGUGAAUAAAUAUUCAGUGGUUUAAGAUCAAUAGAAAAUUUUUAUUGCAUUUUCACUAUGAUUUUCCUUCAGGGGCCUAUAAAUUCAUAACAAAUGUAGGAUUUUCAGUGGCCUUCUGUUUUUAACUGAAUUCCAAUGUCUAAAAAAAGUAGAGCGUAAAAGGGAUGCGGAACCCGUCUAAAAACCUAUAGAAUUAAAACAAUUUUAUGCUUUUGAUCUUAUACCAUUUUGAUCAUAUAUCAUUUCGAUCAUUAGUUCUUUCAAACUAUGUGCUUUCGAUCAUAUCUGAUUUUGAUCAUUUGUAAGUUCGAUAAUAUGCAAUUUCGCUCAUUUGUUCUAGUUUCGAUCUUUUUUGGUUUAAGAUGUUUUCUCACUUUCGUCAUUCGACCUUUUGUACUUUAGAAAAAUUUUCCAAUCGAACUUUUGAUUUUCGGGCUUUCUUAAAAACUUUUAUUUUUUGAAUUUAUUUUACCAACUCAAAUGUAAUACUCAGGCGGUAUGACGUUACGUGAUAUCUCGUACUAUUUAAAGACCGACUUACUAUGUAUAAUUUAUUAAAUUUUGAGUAUUUCUAAGAUUUAUUUUAAUUAAAAAAAAAAAAGUUUCUAGGUCCACACACGACAAUCAUAUUAUACAGUGUAACUCCCCUUUAAACAAAAUAAAACGUGACUAAAAUUGAUCAGGGUUGUCAGUAAAUAUCAGCUAGGUUCGCUAGUGUAAUUACGACAGUGUUCCCAACUUCAAGGAUUUUACCUGACUUUCGUGUAUUCUUAUCCAACUUAUGAACCUGUCAUAAAUUUAGGCUUAGAGUUUCAUCAAAUAUUAUAGUGUUUUCCAAUUAGUAGAAUGCAAUAUUGCUUUGCAAACACACAUGUUUUAAAACAUUUACGUCACGUCAUGGAUUAAUAUAUCAUUUUAUUAACAGACAUCUAAAAAGCAGGAGGUUCUCAAUUCGUCUGAAUAUUUUUUUUUAUGUAUUCUUUACCACGUUGUCCGAUAUCUAUGAUUCUUUUAUUAUUUUGUUAGAAAGAGGGUACUCCAGGAGUGGUCCCGUAAACAUUUGCUAAAGAUCUGAUGAUGGGAUCUAUGAAAAUAUCAGUAAACUCAAUUUGUGAUGGCUUCUCGAGUCUAAUAGUCUAAUUUUAAAGAAUAAUACUAAUUUAUUAAGUUACAAUGACUAUUUUUAUUAAUGAAGUGCUUGUAUUUGGUACAAGGUUGAGUGGAACAGCUAGGGUGAACUUCGCCCGAAGAUAUUUAAAAUAAAGACAUUUAUUAAUAAUAAUAAUAAUAAUAUUUGUUUAAAAUUGGACUCCAGUUGUAUUUUUCACUUGUCAGGUUAAAAAUGAACAGCCAUUUUUCCGUAAAUACACUAGCAAACCUAGCGUAUUUUUAUUACUACCCUGAUCAAUGUUAGACUUUUUUUGGUGAGUUGAAACCGUCACUGUUAUUCUUCAAGUCAUAUUCCGUCAUUACCGUUUCUGUCUAUACAACCACUAAAUGUGUCAAAUUUGAAUUUUCAUUGAGCGAUUUUUAUUACUUUAUCAAUUUACAAUUUAGCGUUUGUUUUGUAUUUAAAAAGUAAGUAAGUUUAGUUUUUAUUUAGAGUACAUUUUUGUUUCAAAUUAAAUAUUCAGUAAAAGGUUAGGGAUAUGCUAAACUAUAGUGUAUAUAACAUUUUUUUUUUGUAAUAGGUUAAAAUAAUCCACUACAUUUUAUAAAUAUUAAAUGUAGUAGUUGCCAAGUAGACUCAUCCUAACAUGUUAGCAACACUAUAAAUUUUAACAAAAAAUUUAUAAAAUUAGUCAUUAAAAAAAAAAAAAAGAAACCGUGGACCGAUUUUAUUAGCUACACAAUUUAAGAUCUGAUUUUUGUGAAAUAACUUUUAAAUGAUCUCACAUUUUUAAAAUAAAAAAACGUGAACAAAAUGGUGGCGCGAUAAGUCUCUAAAUCUAGUGUCAAUACACUUGAGCCCUAGGGAUUCUAAAGAUGGAGUAGAGUGAUAGAGGGUGGAAACUUUGUAGCCAUUAUUAAUAUGUUCAUAAUUUAUAAUCAAUUUCAUCGAGUCAAUGUAUUUUUGUACAAUUUCAAAAAUUUUGGAAAAAAAUGGGUUAUAGAUGUUUAUUAGUAAAAAGUGAACAACAUAAAAUGAUUGUUGGGUAAAGCAUAAUUUAAAGGACAUGUAAUCAAAAUAUCACUGUUUGUUCCAAGACAUUAUGUCAAAGAAUUGCUAUUCCAUAAUUUGUGGGUUUGUUUCAUAACAAUAUCCUUUUCUCCUUCACUUUUACAACAAUUAAAUUCAAAUUAAAACAAUAAAUAUUAUUCUGCAUUAUUACAUAACCAACUCAUAUUGCAACACAUGCAAUGUUGUUAUAGGAACUAUUUUGGGUAUAUUGCAUGAGGAUUUUAUAAACUAAAAAAUAAAAUUUGACUUAAACAAAUCAUUUUUAAAAAUUCAUCACAAAAACAGAUCAUAAGAAUAGGCUGCUUUGUUACCUAUCUUUUGGUCAAAAGAAAAGCAUUUUUGUUUUUCUUCAAACUGUCAUUUGAAGUUGUUACAUUGGCAACAAUUCUCAAUGUUUAAAAGAGCUCAUCGAUCGUUGUUACGUUUGCUUUUCAUUUAAGUGUUUCAAUAUCACAGAUGUUUAUCUUCUUAUCUCUAUUUGUUUUUUUUUUUUUUCAUUAAUCAAUGAAAAUAGUCAGACUUUGCACGAUGGAUUUUUUGUUGGAAUGUGCAAAGUUUUUUAUAUCACCUCUUUCUGCUUAUUCUAACACAUAUAAUAACAUCCACUUUUUGAUAUCAUUCAUUCACUACAAUUUUGACAAACACCAAAUCUAGAGCUAACUUAAAACAACACGUGACUUAUUUAUCCUUUUAAAAUAAUCACUAAAACUUUGCUUGUGUUCGCAUCAAAAAGCAUUUCAUAUAUAUAUUUUUAAGGAUAAACUAUACAUUUAUUUGGAUAAUCCUUUUAAAAAAUAAAAGUUUGCUUAAAUCUUUUUAAAACAAAGCCAUAUCCUCUAGGCUUUCUUAAGUAAAUAAUUCCAUGAGAGAUCUAGUGUGUGCAAGUGAGAGAGAGCUAUAGUUAAAACGAACACAUUAAUUAUUAACACUUGUUUGAACAUUACUAUAAAGCAUAAUUUUUAAAUAUAUUUUUUCAUGGUUCACUAUUAAACAUUUACAACAAAUGAAGUAGAGUUACAGUAAAAUGCCUAUUUGUUUAAAUUUUUGCAGAUCAAAUAAUGGAGGAUUAUGGUAACAAUCGACACCUCGCACUUUUAUAAUCAGUUCAACUUACCCGACAAGAUAAACCAACAAUUCGUCGUUGUCGCGGUGAAACCUCCUAUGUACAUUUCAUCAAAAUUUUCAGUAGUUAUAAAAACGUAACAAUUUUGUUCUGAUGCCUUAUAAGUAUUACGCCCAAGGGAGGUCUAAAAUCACAAUAUUUUAAAAGAAAAUUACAUGAGAGGUUUCGCUAAACUGUACAGAAUGUUAGUUUCUAUGAACUGGUACAAAAAUCUAAAAAUGUGACAAAAUAUCACAUAGGAGGUUUCACCGCGGCAACGACGAAUUGCACCAGAAUAGUUUUUCGAAUGUGCCACUGCUAUUUUAAGUAUUAUAGAAAUCAUACAUUUAUCAUACUUUAAAUUGUAUAUGUUACAAUAAAAAGUAUGAUGAAAUUAUUAAAAAAAUUAUAGCAAUUCUAUUAAGAGCUUUAAAAGUCUCAUUUGCAAAGGGUUAAUGUCUCACAAGCAAACUAUGAUAUUUUACUGGUGAAUUAUAAGCAAAAAUUGAAAGGAUAAACAGUUUAACAUAUAUUUUAAAAUAUCGUUAUUUUUUUAAUUCAAAAAUUUAGCUCUAGAUUUUAGUUUAUCUAAGCACACGUUACAUAAAAUUUGUUAACAAAUAAUAAUUGUUUUGUUCCCUAUAAAACUUUUUAGUCGUUUCAAAAAGUUUUCAAUUGAAGAGAGAGCAAAAACAAAUAAAAAAAUGUAAUUAGGUGCUUGGCUAAAUAGAUGUUUGAAGUUUUAUUUAUAAAAACGUUGUACUUAACUAGUGGAGGUCUGCUAAUACUAGUGGCAACAAAUAUUCAUCUGAAUCGCCAUCUGUAGGAUUGCAUACAACUGGAUGAAGUUCCGAUCGUUUUACAGGUUUCCAUGGUUUACUCGGACACUCUAAUAUA